UCCGCCGGCCUCAGGUCUCACUGACUCAGUCCCGAGAUCCCGCCGCCACCCUCGCCUCCCUCCCGAGAUCCCGCCGCCACCGCCGCCACCUCCGCCUCGCCUCCCUCCCUCCCCAUCCCGAGAUCCCGCUCCCUCCGGCAACAAGGAAGCUGACGGCGAUUCCUUGGCCAAGGGAUUCUUCAACAUGUCUCUUAACACAUCGGAAAGCUCUGAUGACUCUAAUUCAACUCAAACACGUGCAAAAAGGUCCAAGGUGUGGGAACAUUUUGAGCAGAAUCUUGUGGAAGUGGAUAAUUAUUUUAGAGCUAUUUGCAAGUAUUGUCGAAUGCAGUUAAGCACCAAAUCUGGAACUAGUAGCCUUAGAACCCACAUUUCUCAAUAUUGUCAUGCAAUUGGGGAAGCCGAGAGGAACAGAUUCAUAGCAACCUUAAAGAAGCCCAUAGAGAACUUUGUGUUUGACCCUCAGUUUAGUCGUGAGCGUAUGAUAGAGUUUGUCAUACAUGCUGAAAUCCCAUUUAACAAGUUUGAGGAUCCAUACUUCGAACCAUGGGUUCAGUCCAUGCAGCCAACUCUAAGUGUUGUGGGACGACAAACUGUUCGCAAUGAUUGUCUAAAGAAGUACCAGAGAAUGAAGCAAGAUAUUCAGAAUGAACUUGAAAGCCUAGACUCCCAUGUGUGCUUGACAUCGGAUUUGUGGACAUCAAUCCAAAAUUUAGGCUACAUGGUUGUAACAGCUCACUAUAUCACUCCUGACUUCAAGAUCAAGAAGAAGAUAAUAAGUUUCAAAGAGGUCAAAUAUCCACACUCAGGGUUUGCUAUCGAAGAAGCACUUGUUAGCUGCUUGACUGAGUGGGGCAUACGAAACAAAUUGUUUACUCUCACAGUGGACAAUGCUAGUAACAACAACACUACAUGUGACCUGUUGGUAGAUACUCACAAGUAUGAGUUGAUGCUUGAGGGUGCACAUUUGCAUGUGAGAUGUUGUGCGCAUAUCCUGAAUAUUUUGGUUCAAGAUGGGAUGAAAAUUAUUCAUGAGGGGAUAAAGAAGAUUCGGGAGCUCUUGAAGCACAUUGUCUCUUCGCCCUCAAGAAUGCAAGCUUUUAAUGAAAUUGCAGUGGUGAAUGGUCUUCCAACAAAACGUGGUAUUGCUCUUGACAUACCCAACCGUUGGAAUUCCACCUUCAAGAUGGUUGCAGAAGCAAUCAAGUACAAGACCGUCCUGAAUAGCUAUGCAAAUCAACAUGCAGAAAUUCCUCCAAAUGAACAAGAAUGGAGCACAGCUGAUUCAAUAUGUAAGUUUCUUAAAACUUUUGAAGAGGCUACAAAAGCAAUAUCAGCUCAUAGGAAACCAACUUCAUACAUGUUCUUGCCUUUAAUUGUUUGAAUUCGGGAUGCCUUGGAUAACCCUUCUUGGCAGACAAGUGUGGCACUACAAGACCUGGCUGCAGCCAUGAGGAUCAAGUUUGAAAAGUAUUGGGGUAGAGAUUUUGAUGAGUCAAACCAGCCUAUUCCUCGCAGAAAUAAAAAGGAUUAUGAUGUCAACCUUGGAAUUGUUAUUGCAACAAUGUUAGAUCCGAGGGGAAAAGCAGAAUAUGCAGAGUUCUUCUACCAGAAGAUUUGUAGCAAUAUAGAUCAGAUUGAUUCAAGUGUUGAUGCUGCUCUAGUUUGGAUGAAAAAAUACUUCCUGGAGUAUGAGCAACGCUUGAGGAGAGUUAAUGCAUACUCUGUUACAUAUUCAAGUGAGGGCAGCAUUUGUGUGGGCUCACCGGUGCUUGCGAAAAGGCAGCUAGGAUCAGAAUUUGCAAACUUCAAGUCAAGUCGAAGAAAGACUCGUCCACCAAAAUCUGAAUUUGACAUCUACUUUGAAGAAGAUUGUGUGGAAGACAUUGAAAACUUUGACAUUUUGGCUUGGUGGAAGGCACAUGCUGAGAAGUUCCCGAUCUUAUCAGUUAUGGCACGUGAUUUCCUCGCCAUUCCUCUUAGUACCGUUUCUUCCGAAUCAGCCUUUAGUCUUGGAGGUAGGAUUCUUGGGGAGUCAAGAAGCUCACUAACUCCAGAGAUGUUAGAAGCCCUUGUGUGUGGGAAAGACUGGUUAUUCAAGGAAAAAGAUGCAGACAAUGAAGGUCAACAAAUUAGUGAAGAUCAGACUAGUGAAAUGGUCACCUUUGCCACUCCAUCAGACUAGUGAAAUGGACUGAAUUCUUGGAUGCUGUUGCAUAGAGCUAUUUUUUGUUGGUGGUAACAGCCAAAAUGGAGGAAGUUCUUGGCUCAUGUGGGACCUGGAGCUCUUGUGGCCAUUGGCUUCCUGGAUCCUAGCAACUGUGCAGGAGCAAAGUGAGAAUGACAUGGACAAGCAAAGGCCAGAAGAACCAGAAACUGGUGGCCAACAAAAGAUAACGCAACUCGCCGAGCUCCUGUGAGGAGAUAAGCAUCAGGGUUGGACGAUGGCAACAACCAGGGUCUGGUCGGCAGUUGGGUCGUCGUCUCGUCUCUCCAGCCAGGGAGCAACCAAGCACAAGCGUGAACAACCUAUAUAUAUAUAUAUAUGUAACAUAGGUCUUUGCAACUUGUUUGACUACUAGUAGCUAUCUAAUGGGUUCUUAUUGGGUUGUAACCAUAUUUGGCAAGCAGUUUGUAUAACUUAUGCACUGAAAAGUUUGGGGUGGUAUGGUGUGUGAAGGUGGAAGUUUGAUUUGGGGUGAGUUAAAUUUAUAUAUUUGUGAGAA
Messenger RNA from Setaria italica (foxtail millet), 2726 nucleotides. Its product is annotated as zinc finger BED domain-containing protein RICESLEEPER 2-like. Bases 185 to 1384 code for a protein of 399 amino acids. The record is from RefSeq and is a predicted model, not a curated record. Lineage: Eukaryota; Viridiplantae; Streptophyta; Magnoliopsida; Poales; Poaceae. Gene Ontology annotation, molecular function: DNA binding. The transcript is spliced from 5 exons.